This is a messenger RNA of Oreochromis niloticus (Nile tilapia), 2804 nucleotides long. It is a transcript of the gene pex11b, whose product is annotated as peroxisomal biogenesis factor 11 beta. The transcript has 4 exons. Gene Ontology annotation, biological process: peroxisome fission. Bases 221 to 985 code for a protein of 254 amino acids. The record is from RefSeq and is a predicted model, not a curated record. Lineage: Eukaryota; Metazoa; Chordata; Actinopteri; Cichliformes; Cichlidae. Gene Ontology annotation, cellular component: peroxisomal membrane.
ACAGGGGGCGCCAGCGGGUCUCAGCAGCUCGAAGAAGAAGAAUUAGAAGCGCUGGAUUGACUCUCUUGUUUUCUACUCGGACAGCUAAGCGUAGAAAGCAGAGCUAAAAACUCAUGGAGGAGCCCUUCUGGCAUUAAAACAAACAACCGCACUAAAGCAUUUAAAGCUAAGUUAGCAGUUUGACAGCUAGCCGAGCAGCGGGUACAGGCCGAGAGCCAACAUGGACUCUUGGGUUCGCUUUAAUGGCCAGAGCCAAGCCAAGGAGAGAGUUUUCAGGGCUGCACAGUAUGCUUGCACGCUGCUCGGAUCCACUCUGCAACAUGACGAAGCAGCUGAGGUCCGCAGAACUGUCAGUCAGCUGGAGGCACACAUGAGUCUGACAAGAAAGUUGCUACGCCUGGGCAACUCCGUGGAGGCCCUGGAGGCCGCCAAAAGGGCCAUACACCUUUCUGACAGCGUGCUGAGGCUCUGCCUGACCAUCAGUCACCUUAACAGAGCCAUGUACUUUGCCUGCGACAAUGUGCUGUGGGCAGGAAAAACCGGUCUCAUCUCCAAACUCGACCAGCACAAGUGGAGUCAGAGAUCUUUCAGGUACUACCUCUUUGCUUUGAUCCUGAACCUGACCCGAGAUGCCUACGAGCUGCACCUCCUCAUGGAGCGCGAAGCACGUUCCAGAACCAGCAAACAGCCAUCCUCCCCCAGUAUUCCUCUCCCACCUGACCACCUUUCCUCUUCCUCCUCACCUGCCACACAAGCCAUGAAUUUUGGCUGGCUCUACAGACAGCUUCAUCUGGUGGGGACUGUGCUGUACAGCAACCCGCCACUGCUGUUGGACCUGGUGAAGAACAGUUGUGAUAUCUUCAUCCCACUGGACCGGUUGGGGAUUUACCCUACAGGUCCAGGCUUUGUUGGGGCUUGUGGCCUGGCCUCGUCCGUCCUGUCCAUCCUCACCAUGGUUCACCCCUGGCUCAAGCUCAAACCAUAAAUUGUAAGACUUGGAGGAGAUAUUCAUUUGAGGACUAGCAAGGAUUGAGAAAAUUCUAAUGGGGUUAACAAAAUUUUUUUUCCCCCGAUUCUACACAAAGCAGUCCUGACUACGUGAGCCGUUGUACUGCCACCAUGCUGUGUGAUUGAGUUCCUUCAAAUCUCUUGAGUGCUACUGAAAAGCUGAGGAGUUUCUAAAAUGCUACAUCAGUUUCACAUAUUAUUUCAGACCUGCAUGAACACGGUCGUUGCUUGGCCUUAGAUCACACUGCUGCUUUACAACCCUCGCUUCCCUCAUGUGAGGCUAAACCAUGUUAGUUGCUGCCAUUCUGCACAUAACCAUCACAUCUCCAGCUCUCUAUGACCGUGUCCGUAACAGAGUAUAAUCAAGGCAAUAUUGUCUGUGGACAUCACUCUAGAACGUGUGAUUUCUACCCUCUGUGUUUAACGUUUUUAUAGGAAACCACCUUUCGACAUCAUGUGAUUUUACCGUCUGCUCCCAGCAAGUUUGUAUUUUAGAUAUUCUUUUCCAUUUUGAACUACUAAGUGACUUAACUACUGGAGAAAUAAAUCCAAAGGAAUUUGAUUUGUCUGAAUCACUACAGUAAAGUGUAACACGACUAGAUCCAGUUGAUACAUGUAACGACUGGAUCUAUUGCAUUUGUAGCCUUCCAAAUUCCACAUGAACUAUUAACAGUGUUUGUGCAAAGUCAGACCAACAUCAAGAAUUAGACUUCUCACGCUGAUCUAUGCUAAUGAAAGUUGUGUCAGAUGUGUGUUGAACACAUGAGUUUCUAAGUAAAUAUAAUUCUCAGUGCUGUUGACACGACAUCACCAGUAACAACCCAUCCAAUCCACACAUGCAAAGAACUUGACUACAGAUGUCCAUAUAUGAACUUAUGUGUAAUAAUGAGAAAUGAAUCUGAAAAAGAAUUGAACACAUGAAGAAAGGGAGGUGCAAAAAGGCGUGGACAGCCAUGACACCAGCAGAAAUCUGUCAGAAAUUAGAAAGCAGUCCUGCAAAUUAAUAUCAGCUGGUUUAGUCCCAUUGAUGGCCUGUGUCACACAAAAAUCUCAUGAUGGGUGAAACAAUUGAGCUUGCAAAGACCUUCGCAACCUAAUUGUUGCAAAACAUACUGAUUGCAUUGGUUACAGAAUUAUUUCUAAACUACUGAAAUAGCCAGUGAGUGCUGUUGGGCCAUAAUCUGGAAGUGGAGAUUCCACAAUAAGGUGUGGCGCAAGAUUUCAGAAGAGUGAGAAGAAUUCUCAGAAAAUUUGUCCAAGAGCCGAGGAGCACCUGUGGAGAGCUGCAGGAAGACCUGGAGUCAUCAGAAACAAUUGUUUUAAAGAAAACGAUGAGUAGUGCUCACUGUUUAAAGUUUGCUGAACAACAUUUAGACAUGCCUGUGAAAUACUGGGAGAAUAUAGAAUAUAUAUAAUAUUAGCUGAGACCAAAACUGAACUCUUUGGAUGCUGUAAUGCACACCAUGUUUGAAAGGUGCUACAUAUCACCCCAAAAACACUGUACCAAGUCUGGAGGUGGGAACAUCGUGGUGUGGGGCUCUUCUUCAGCACACUGCACUGAAAUGCCUGAUAUAAUUGAAGGAAGGAUGAAUGGAAAAAUUGACAGAGACAAAAUAAAAAUUGCUGCCAUCUAUCAGGAUGUUAAAAUGAGACUGACGUCUGAAAACGCUCAGCUGGUUUCACAGAAAGAAAAUAAAGCAUGGCCCAGCCAAUCAGCUGACUCGAAAGAACUAACCAACAGUCAUUACCAACAAAGGGUUUUGUACAAAGUAUUAAAUACGUUUCAGUGACCUUGU